Messenger RNA from Scylla paramamosain (green mud crab), 4845 nucleotides. RefSeq names its product structural maintenance of chromosomes protein 4-like (gene glu). NCBI's taxonomy places the organism in Eukaryota, Metazoa, Arthropoda, Malacostraca, Decapoda, Portunidae. The transcript has 9 exons. The coding region runs from base 158 to 4087 and encodes 1309 amino acids. The record is from RefSeq and is a predicted model, not a curated record. Gene Ontology annotation, molecular function: ATP binding; protein binding; ATP hydrolysis activity. Gene Ontology annotation, biological process: mitotic chromosome condensation. Gene Ontology annotation, cellular component: condensin complex; chromosome.
CUUGUAUUCUGUCAAUAUCCGCCAAUUUUCAAGGUUGUGCGUUUAGUAUUUAGUGUUUCUAUGUACUGAGGGGAUGCCUGAGUACAGUGUUAGUGUCUUGCAAUGAAGGAAGCCCGUAGAUGUGAAGAAACAGACAUUUGCGUUGAUGCAGUGAAGGAUGGUUGACAAAAGGAGCAAGGACAAGAAGAAAGAGAAGGAGAAGAAGGAGAAAGAUAAAGACAAAGACAGUAACCAGAAUGCCGAGCCAGAGAACAACGAGCCACAAGAUGUUGAGAUGGAGGAGGAGGAGGAAGAGGAGGGAGGGAUCCGCAUCGGGGACAUCUACCUGCCUCCGCCACCGCCGCCAGCGUGCACCUUUGACAGCACGGAGCCGCGACUCAUCAUCACUCACAUCGAGAAUGAAUUCUUCAAGAGUUAUGCUGGAAGGCAGGUGCUGGGUCCAUUCCACAAGAACUUCACAUCAAUAGUUGGACCAAACGGCAGCGGCAAGAGCAACGUCAUUGACUCCAUGCUGUUCGUGUUUGGCUACCGGGCGCAGAAGAUCCGGUCCAAGAAGAUUUCGGUGCUGAUUCACAGUUCGGAGCAGCACCCAAACGUGCAGAGCUGUACUGUCACCGUGCACUUCCAGAAAAUUAUGGACAAGGAGAAUGAUGAUUUUGAAGUUAUCCCCAACUCUGGUUUCUCUGUCUCCCGCACAGCUUUCAGGGACAACUCCUCAUAUUACCAGGUUGAUGGGAAGCGCUGUCAGUUCAAGGCCGUGGCAAAACUCUUGCGGCAGUACGGCAUCGACCUGGACCACAACCGCUUCCUGAUCCUGCAGGGUGAGGUGGAGCAGAUCGCCAUGAUGAAACCCAAGGCCUUGACCGAACAUGACACGGGAAUGCUGGAGUUCCUGGAGGAUAUUGUUGGCUCAUCCAGAUUCAAGGAGCCGAUUGAGCUACUGAACAAGAGAGUGGAAGACCUGAAUGAGGCUCGGCAGGAGAAGCUGAACCGGGUGAAGAUUGUUGAGAAGGAGAAGGAUGAGCUGGAGGGACCCAAGGAUGAAGCCGUAGAACACCUGAGACUGGAGAACAAGAUAACGCAUAAGACCCAUGCCUUGCUGCAGUACCGGUGCUGGGAGUACUCGGAGGCCAUGAAGAAGGCGGAGCAGAAGAAGCAGGAGAUCAGUGAGGGUAUGAGUGACAUAAAGAAAAAACUGGAGGAGCUGGAGGAGAAGAAGAAAGAGAAGGAAGGGGAAAUUCAUACUCUCGGUAAAAGGCUGGAAAAAGUGAGCACCAUGAAAGAAGAAUAUUCUGAGAAGUUCAAAGUUCUGGAGAGUGAAGAUGUCAAGAUGCAGGAAGAUCUCAAGCACAAAAACCAGAAGAGGAAGAAGCUGAUGGCUCAACUGGCUACUGACAAAGACAAGUUAGAGGAGCUGGAAAAAGUGCCAGAGAAGAAUGAAAAGAGCAUAGAGGAAUGUGUGACUCUGAGAAACCAGCUUGAGGCCACAAGGAAGAAAGAGGAUGAGGCGUAUCACAAGGCCAUGUCGACUCUUAACUCAGAGACACAGCAACUGCAGGACGAGAAGGCCAAAUAUGAGACACAGCUCAUUGGCCUCAGGAAGACUGUCAAUGAAACUAAAAGUGUUGUGGACAUUGCUCAGUCAGAACUGGACAUUUACCAGAGUACAGAGCGGACAGAGAAGAAGAAGCUGGAACAGAUCUUGGACGGGCUGGAGAAGGCUGGGAACACGGCACAGACACGCAGGGCUGACGUGGAGAAGCUGGAGAAGGCUAUUCCAGAGUGCAACAAGAAACUCAAGAUGCAGCAAGACAAGCUCCUGAGGAUCAUCCCUGAGCUGCAGACUGUUGAGAACGAGCUGAGGACGCAGCGGCUGAAGCUAGAGGAGAGCCGCAGCGCCAUGCAGUCCUCGCGCUCCCGGGGCAGAGUGAUGGACGCCAUCAUGGAGCAGAAGAGGAAUGGCAACAUCAAGGGAGUGUUUGGCCGCCUGGGUGACCUGGGCGGCAUCGACGAGAAGUACGAUGUGGCCAUCAGCACGGCCUGCGGUGCACUGGACAACAUUGUGGUGGACGGCGUGGAGACUGGCAAGAGGUGCAUCAACUUCCUGAAGCAGAGCAACAUUGGCACAGCCACCUUCAUUGCCCUGGACAAGAUGGAGAAGUGGCGGGUAAACUGUGAGCGGCCCAUGAACACCCCAGAGAAUGUGCCUCGCCUGUACGACCUGGUGCGCAUCAGUGACGACCGAGUCAAGACAGCCUUCUACUUUGCCCUGAGGGACACCCUGGUGGCCACAGACCUGGACCAGGCCUCCAGGAUCUCUUACCAGAAAGGGCGGCACCGUGUGGUGACCCUCAAUGGGGAGCUGAUCGAAGCUGUGGGCACCAUGAGCGGUGGCGGCAAGACAGUGCUGCGCGGCCGCAUGGGCAAGCAGGCGGCCAUUGUCAAUGUGGAUCCCCAGGAGGUUCAGGGUGCGGAGAACAAGGUGGAGGAGCUGACGCAGCGCACCUUGGAGCUGCGGAAGGAGCGGGGCCAGCUGGAGGACUCGGUGCACCAGCUGACCAAGGACCUGAAGAACAUGAACCAGGACUGUCAGAAGUUCAAGAUGGAGAUUGAUGCCGCUGAGCAGCAGCUUGUCAAUCUCCAGCGACAGAAGGGUGUGCAGGAGGAGAAAGUAAAAUCUGUUAAAUCUGAUCCUGCAAAAAUUAAGGCAAUGGAGAAAGACAUUGCUGAGAAGAAGAAGGUGUACCAGAAAGCGGCUGCUUCCGCUGAAGAGGUGGAGGCGGAGGUGACAAAGAUCCACAAGCAGAUCAUGCAGGUGACAGGCGGCAAGAUGAAGGAGCUCAAGAAGGCCCUGGAUGCCGUCAACAAGAGGCUGGAGAAGGUCAAUGCGGAGAUCACCAAGCUGCAGGUUGCCAUUAAAACUGCAAAGCGAAACAGCAAGAAGACACAGGACAACAUCGCAGCCAUGGAGAAGGAGCUGGUGGAGGUGCAGGAAGAGCUGAGGGGCAUGCAGGCCAAGCGCUUAGAGAUUGAGCAGGCUGCGGCAAAAGUGAUUGAGGCCCUGGAGACUGUUGCUCAAGAGGAUGAGGAGCUUGGGACACAGAUGGCGGAGCUGAAGGCCGAGCGCGACAAGUGUGUGAAGGAGGAGAAUAAAAUCAAGUCUGCCAAGAUUGAGAUUGACCAGGAGUUAGACAAAUAUGAAGAAGUCAUCAAGGAGAACAAGUCCAAAGCUUCACAUGCAAAGAAAAAGAUCAGCCGCUUGGAGUUGGCCGACAUCCCCAUCAACAAGGAGGAGGAGGACAAUGCUGAGCUGGUGACCCUGGAGCCUGAUGAGCUGAAGGAGCUGGACCCCAAGCAGCUGGAGUACCAGGUCACUGUCCUGCAAGAGAAGCUGCAGGAGUCCAAACCCAACCUGGCCGUCAUUCAGGAGUACCGCAAGAAGGAGGAGAUGUACCUGCAGCGUGCGGCAGAGCUGGACGAGAUCACCCGGCAGAGAGAUGAGCAGCGCAAGUACCAUGAGGACCUGAGGAAGCAGCGCCUCAAUGAGUUCAUGGCUGGCUUCACCAUCAUCUCCAACAAGCUGAAGGAGAUGUACCAGAUGAUCACCCUGGGCGGCGAUGCAGAGCUGGAGCUGGUGGACUCCCUCGACCCAUUCAGUGAGGGGCUCAUCUUCAGUGUUCGGCCACCCAAAAAGUCUUGGAAGAACAUCACUAAUCUGUCUGGAGGAGAGAAGACGCUGUCCUCUCUGGCCCUGGUGUUUGCCCUGCAUUACUACAAGCCCACGCCACUUUACGUCAUGGAUGAGAUAGAUGCUGCCCUCGACUUUAAGAAUGUGUCUAUAGUUGGCAAUUAUGUUAAGGAACGAACAAAGAAUGCCCAGUUCAUCAUCAUAUCACUGCGGUCCCAGAUGUUUGAACUUGCAGACCGGCUGGUGGGGAUCUAUAAGACUUACAACACCACCAAGUCUGUCACCAUCAACCCUGCCAAGAUCAUGGCCAGCCUAGGUGAGGAGUGCACCCCAGCAUCCACCACCCUCAACAAAACACUUGCGCCCACCACGGCCCCCACAGCGGAGACUAAUGCGUAGAUGUUUAUUCUAAGCCUCUAGUAUUUAGUGAAAUUUUUCUAUAUCAUCUUCUACCCAUCUGUCUGUGAUGCCUUGCCUACUCGGUGCCCCCCUAAAGUGGCCUUGACAUUAGAACCAUAGGCACUCCCUUCUUGUUUUCCCUCAUACAUACAUGCAUAAUAAAGAAAUAUGAAGACCACACAUCCAUGCCUCACUACAUGCUUCCAUUGCAAAACUCUCCCCAGGUUCUCAAUCUACUUAUAAACAUUUUAUUACUACAGUCACUAUGCCUUUAAACAUAACACCAAAUAUGUCCCAUCCUUCUCCUUUCUGUCAUUCUAGUUUCUCUGUCUUGUACAUCUUUCUAACCUUCCUACCAUCCUUUCACUACCCAACACAACAUUUUCCCUUCCACCAUUCUUACCAUGCUCCUACUUGUCUAAUUUUCAUCAGUACAACAUGUGGUUGUUUAUAAACCUUCAGAUAUUAUACUCACUACUUUGACAAACAACACAUUUUUCUUAAACUGUCCACCACUGCUGUAAUCCUCCAGGCCUCAGUUCACUGCCCAUCCCUCCAUGUGCACCUGUGGAUCAUUUUAGCAGAGAAGUGUUUGUGAGGAAUGUCUGUGCCAAUGAUAACCAGGUGCUCCCCACUCAUCUGCUCCCCAAUUUUCUAAAAAAUUUCAUUGAAUUAGAGAAAUGGAAUCUAAUUCAUUAUCAAUAAUAAUUACAGAUAAGAUUUUAUACAGUUAUGGAUUUAUUAAAGCUAUACUUUCA